AUGUCGGGCUAUCCACUCCUAGAGAUCGAAUCUCAAGUCACGCGGCAAGAUGAGAGUACUUUCACGGUCAAUCUCGCAGAGUCCUUCGCUGUCGGAACAGUCCCUCAUGGAGGCUAUAUCUCUGCAAUGUUCAUUCGCGCCGCAAGCCAAUAUCUCGGAUCCGAUCAACCCGACACCUUUGCUGCGCAUUGGCAUUUCCUAAAUGCAACACACCUCGGUCCAGCUGUUCUUAUAGUUGAAGAAGUCCGAAGAGGCCGCGCUCUAUCAAUCGUCCACGUAGCACUGUACCAAGAAGGACUCCUUUCACAAAGUCCCUGGAUAACUUCACAAUCUAAGAAGAAAAUCGCGGCUUAUGUCACGAAUAAUCGCAUUGAGGCUGAGAAUGGUCUUACUUUACCCACAGGCUUUGAACUCCGCGAGCCUCCUCCUCCAGUGGAUUUGACCAAACUCGCAGAAGACAACGACCCAAACUGGGAGAGAUUACAUAUGAUAGUCAUGGACAUGGCACCAAUGAUGCGACACGUCGAAUUCUACAGUCCCAAGAAUAAGAAAACAUCACCAGCAUGUUGGGAUCUCUGGCUCCGCAUGUCCAACGGCGAGCGCUGGAAGACAUGGAUGCUGAGCUAUCUCGCCGACGUAGCUCCCGCGCUGAUAAUCGAGGGCCACAGACCUACAGAUAUUGAAGCGCCGACUCCUAAAGAUCGGUUCGCGUUUGAUAAGAUAUUCUGGAUGCCGACUGUGUCGUUGAGUUUGGAUGUCAAAAAGGCUUUGCCGGAGGAGGGAGUGGAGUGGUUGAGAAUUAGGAUUGAGGCGAAGGUUGUUAAGAAUGGGAGAUAUGAUGCUGAGAUUAUUGCUUUUGAUGGCAAGGGGGAUGUUGUUUCUUUGAGUAAUAUUGUCGCGUUGAUAUUGGAUGUCGAGAGGAAUACGGGACGAGAAGUGAAGCUUUAA
This is a messenger RNA of Fusarium coffeatum, 948 nucleotides long. RefSeq lists its product as uncharacterized. The transcript is spliced from 2 exons. Bases 1 to 948 code for a protein of 315 amino acids. NCBI's taxonomy places the organism in Eukaryota, Fungi, Ascomycota, Sordariomycetes, Hypocreales, Nectriaceae. The record is from RefSeq and is a predicted model, not a curated record.